AUGGCCCGCCUGAUUCACUCUGCUUUCGACCUGCGUUCCUCGAACCCACCACGACCCACCUCGUCUCCCAGUCCUGUCUCUGCACCCCUACUAUGUACGAACGUGCAUCCAAGCGCUUUCUCGUCUCAGAGGCUCUGCCCCGCGCCUGUGAACUCGCCAGCCCAAGUCCACAGUGCAGCAUCAAGACACCCCGUCGCCGCCCCGGGCACCCCGCCUCGUACCCCGGGCUUGCGUGCGUUUGCAGCUCCCUCCGCACCCUGGUUGACGAUCGUCGUCCCCGGCAACUGUCCACCCGUCGUCGCGGAGACAGCCCCGCACCCGUCACUCCGCGCUCCGUCUUCCCCUCACCAGGCGUCCGCGCCCUCCCCCGCCCUCCACCUCGCCGGACAUACACCGUGCGCUCUCAUUCCCAGUCCGCAUGUACACAAGUUUGCGCUGCGGUGGCGGCGGAAACACAACGCGGCGCGCGGUUCUCAAAGUUGUUGA
Messenger RNA from Gloeophyllum trabeum ATCC 11539, 486 nucleotides. RefSeq lists its product as uncharacterized. Lineage: Eukaryota; Fungi; Basidiomycota; Agaricomycetes; Gloeophyllales; Gloeophyllaceae. The transcript has a single exon. Bases 1 to 486 code for a protein of 161 amino acids. The record is from RefSeq and is a predicted model, not a curated record.